UUUUAUCAUGCUUGUUUUUCUUUUUUGGUUUUUUGUUUUAUAUUGUUUGGUUUAGAUCUCCAUGCGUGAUUCUGGAUAUGAUUCGCUUUUCCGAAUGGUUUUUCAAGAAGAAGGUUUACAAUCUUUAUGUUAUGUAUGCGGUCAAAUGUUAAAAGGCUUAGUAAAAACUUAGAUCUGAAGAUUUUGCAUCUUAACAUCUCAGUUUCCAUUCUUGUUUCUGUGUGAUUCCAUGUAAAGGAUGUACUCUAUGAGGUCCAAUUUGAUUUUUGUGGAUUGGAUCUCUCAGGAACAGAACUACAUAUGGCAAAAUUAAGAUAUUUAUUUAUUUAUUUUACUGUUUUUGUAUUUUGUAUUGAUUUUGAUAUAGGAUCUGUAGAUCUAUGUUUUGUGAAGUUUCAUAGAUAAUAAGAGUUUAUGUAACGAUCCGAGUCAAGAGGGGUACAUGAAUGAACCGAUAUCACAUCCAAAGGACAUGAAAGUAUGGUUAGGAAAGGCUUAAAAGAAUUGAAAGUUAUUACCUAUAUCAAGAAGGUGCGCCUUCCUUUUCGGUGGCUCAAUCAUAAGAACUCCAAAGCGUGUUUAGCUUGGAGCAAUCCUAUGUUGGGUGACCUCCUGGGAAUUUUCCUAGGAUACAUGUGAGUGAGGACAAAACAUACUAAAAGGACCCGUGUUGGUUUGUGGGGACAACUCCCACUUCGAGAAGCAUUUAAGGCAUUCAUUACGUAACAACAAGAUCUCAUAAAUACCUCAGUGCACGAUAAUGAGCCACUCACAGGAACCACACAGACAAUUUUUCCCCUUUGGGAAUCCUUUCCGCAUGAGAUCUCCCAAAGGUUCGAAUUUGCCUUCAAAACUUGUAGCAAUUUUGAAUGCUUUUGAGAGAAGCCUAGCUGAAAGACUAAGAAAGCUCCAUCCGUCUAGUAAGGAUGAUGUUCUUAGCCUUUCAUGGAUGAUAUUAGCAAUGGAAUUGCUUUGUGAAACUCACAGUGAUGUUAAAAAUCUUAUCAAGGAGUUAGAGCUCCCUGUACCUGAUUGGAAUGAGAAGUGGAUCGAUGUCUAUUUGGACAUCAGUGUGAAAUUGCUUGAUGUCUGUAAUGCUAUUAGCUCAGAGCUUUCACACUUGAACCAAAGCAACCUCAUGCUCCGAUGCAUGACCCAUAAUUUGGAUUCUGCUGAGUCAAAGCGACUUUCUCGAACUCGUGCUUCCUUAGAAGAAUGGAGACUGAACAUCAGCACCACAAGUUCUAGAAUUAAGAAUUGUUGUGUAAUUUUAGACAGCCUUGUAGACUCACUUGAUCUUCCAAAGGUUAAGAACUCUGCCAAAGGCAAGGUUCUGAUGCGUGCUUUGUACGGGGUUAAGGUACAGACAGUUUUUGUGUGCAGUGUCUUUGCCUCUGCCUUCUUAGGCUCCCCAAAGCUCUUUGAUCUGGAUAUAGCCGAUAUAUAUUCGUGGGGACAAACUUUUUCCUCCUUACAAAAUGAUGUAAAUAAUGAGAUUAGAAAUAUAUACACACAUGGAAAGUUUACCCCUCUGAAGGAGCUUGAGGCUAUUGAUCAAUGUGUAGGCAAUCUUCAUCAAAUGAUCCCAAAGAAUCCAGAAGUCGAGGAAGUUCAACCGCUGAAGAACACCGUAUCAGAGUUGGGAGGAAAGGCAGAGAAACUAUCAGAAGGUCUACAUUUGCUGACGAAGGAAGUCGACAACUUCUUCCAGAUUGUUUUGGCAGGACGUGAUGCUUUGCUAUCAAACCUACGGGGUUGUUAAAUCAUAUGGAGCCGGUCCAAGGAAACAUAACAGGCGAUUCAGACAAUUAUGGCGGAGCUAAACUUAAAACCUGUGUACAGGAAUGGGUUGGCCUCUCUUGUGUUUCCACAGAAAUAUAUAUUAACUAACCAUAGUGUAGUGUAAUAAUGUAGUCUUUAGUUAUUUGCAAAUGCUUUUGGGUUGUGUAACUAAUUACGGUGUGGUGUAAGAUUGAACUUUGAAAUGGAAAUGUGUCAUAUGGGGUUUCUAUGUUUGAGCCAUAUGUUCUCUA
Molecule: messenger RNA, 2033 nt
Organism: Benincasa hispida (wax gourd)
Lineage: Eukaryota; Viridiplantae; Streptophyta; Magnoliopsida; Cucurbitales; Cucurbitaceae
Gene: BPS2
Product: BPS1-like protein
Source: RefSeq, a predicted model, not a curated record